UCGUAAAAUCUUUAGUUUUACUUCGUUUAACAUAUUUUAUUUAUGAAAAACACCAAAAUAAGCAUGUAAUAGGUAAUUGGAAAAUUCUCCAGUUAAUUUAAAGUUAAAAUUUAAGGAAAAGUGAAAUGUUUGACUACAAAAUUAUGAAAUGAAAUAUUGAUUCAAUUAGCGUUUAGAAGAACGUUGGUUAUGGAAAUUCUCGUAGGCGCUCAACAUAUGUAAACAGCUGAUAGAAGCAUUUUACAGUGUGAUUAUGCAUUCGGAGUGAAAAUUUGAGUGACAUUACCCGUAGUAUAUGCAGUUGUUAGCGUCUAAUAGAUGCUUAUGUUAUGAACUUUAUUGUGAAUGGGACAUUUCGAAAACGAGAGUCGAUAAUAACAAAAGAAGUAGAACCACUUUAAAGGUUCACAAUGCCGUCGCUUUUAGAAGCGCUGGAACGGAAGUAUGGGGCAAAGGGAGAGGUAAACCCUACCAUAGACGAUAUGCCGGUAGCUAUAUUUGUGCCUAAACGUUCUCCAAGACUAAGUGUGCCUACACUGUUAGUACUCAACGAUUGUGAUAUAGACUGUGCUGGUGACGCCGCCGUGUUAGCGGAUAAAUGCGCGGAUGUUGUCGAGCUCGAUCUGGCAAACAAUAAGCUAACCGACUGGAAAGAGAUUUUCGCAAUACUGGACCAGUCACCGCGAGUCAGGUUUUUAAACCUAAGCUUCAAUCGCCUCUCAGCCCAGAUUCAAGCAGCUCAAUCGCUUCAUCCACGCCUGGAUUACCUGAGCAAUCUGGUCCUGAAUUCCACCUACGUGGGUUGGCCUAGUGUAUGUGGUCUACUCAAAACUCUGCCUGCUUUAGAAGAACUGCAUCUGAGUCUUAAUGAGUAUACUUACAUUGAUCUUAGCGGGGACGAAACUAAAAAGGAAAUCUGCGAAGCUUGCACUCGACUAAAGAACGAUUCUACAGAACCUGUUCACGAGAAGCUCAAGAAACUCCACUUUUCCGGAAACCCUGUCAGCAGCUGGCGAGAAAUAUCGAAGCUAGGUUACGCGUUCCCGAAUUUGGAGACACUUUUGGUCAACGACUGUCCUUUAUCUACUCUGGAGCCAGAUCCAUGCGAGAAAUGCGAUGAUGCAAAUGGCAACAAGAGGAGUCAUGACGCUUUUCCAUGUCUUCGGUUCUUAAAUCUCAACAACACUGGACUCGCGACGUGGGAUGAGGUGGAUCGUCUUGCCAAGUUUCAAUCGCUCAGAAGUCUGAGAGUCCAGGGUUGGCCGCUAUGGGAACGUUUCGAAUCAACGGAGCAUGAGAGAAGACUCCUGCUGGUGGCGCGACUGCCCCAUGUGCGUACGCUGAACGGAGGCGGGGCCGUGCCUGCGGAGGAGAGGGACUCGGCCGAGCGAGCAUUCAUCAGGUACUACAUGGAGAAACCUGAGGCCGACCGUCCUGACCGAUACUGGGAGUUGGUGGGCGUGCAUGGCAAAUUGGACCCGCUCGUGUCCGUUGACUUGAGGCCCGAAAAGCGAGUGCAGAUCACGUUCACGUGUGGCGAAGUCAGCGAAAUUAGAACUGUGGAUGUUUACAGAACGGUUUCGGAUCUGAAGACGAGACUGGAGCGCCUGGCGGGCUUUCCUGCGUCCAAGAUGCGUCUGUUCUAUGUUGAUCAAGAGUUGAGGGAUACGCAGGGUCCAGAAGAAAUGAAAUACCCGACGAAGCAGCUGUACUCGUACAACAUGAGUUCGGGUGACGAGAUCAUAAUAGACUCUAAGUUGAAGCACUCUACUUCUGCCAACUCCACCGCAUCCGCGUAGCUAACGAGAUAAUAUUCUAUGCCAUAUAAUAUUUUUAUUCUGUGAUAAUAGACACAAAGUAAUCUAUAGAGCUGUUUGCAUAGAGGACAAGAGGUUUCACCAGUUUGUCCAUUUAUCUUUGAGAACCAACAUACAAAUAAAAUCGUCAACUUAUAGUUUUCAAAACACUGCCAACCAUUUAAUAUUUCAUUACCCCAAACGUCGUAUUUUUUAGAAUGUUUGGUGACUAUACAUAGGUACUUUGUUCGCCAAAUUUUGACUUAAAUAAAAUGAAAUCAAGGCUACGCAUAACCUAACCCAUUACUAAUUACUACGACUGAUACGUAGGGGCAAAAGCCGGCCGAGACAAUAGUCCGUAGAGACUUGCGCUUAACAACACCUGAGUGCCUUGUGCCACAACACAGAGUAUGAGCGGUAAUGCGUCGCCUGACAUAUGGAUUGGGAUAACUAAGCGACAAUCUUUAUAUAUAUUAAUUUGGCUUCAAGUCAAUAUAAAACUGGUUUUCCUGACAGUCGUUUCUCAAUUGCCUUGACUGCUCAUCAACAAUAAUGUUAAAACGUGGUGUCAUGUCUGUAGAAAUAUUAUUACUGUAAAUUGUAAGGUAUCAAAAUAAAACCGAGACAGGCCUAUAUUUUUUUAAAGAAAGGCUGCACAUAACAUAGGUAUGUAGCAAAAUCGUAUUUACAGAUAAAAUAAAAAAACAUGACUCCUUCCAUCAAGCUCAUCCAUUGCUUUACCCAAUCAAUCAUAGACAAAAUUUUAAUCUUUAUAAGAUAGCCUGUUUUAUUUGAUGUGUCAUCAAUACUACCUACAACAGAAUGCAUUCAAAUCUUAUACCUACUCAUGACACAUUAUCUUAUUAUAAUCUACAAAGAUAUUCAACCUAUAUGAUUUAUUUAUCAAAAAUAAUAUAGGUACCUAAUGCAAAUGCCAAACCUGUAGAAACCUGAUUUAUGCGUUUUCACCAAUAUAAUUUUUAUUGUAGUAUAAGUACUUAUUAAACAAUGGACAUUCAAGUGCCAAAAUUAUGCAAUUUUAUUAUUUAUCCAUUAAACAUACAUAAUUAAAAUCUGACCUAUUCUAGUCGAAAUGAUUAUAGAAUUUCAAAAUCAUUUUUUUCUCUAUAUUAUUGAGUUUAAAGGCCGGAACGCGGCGCUGCACAGCGCGGCACAAAGCGUCAAAAUAUUAUUUCAAUGAUCAAUCAUUUUGUAUGGUGCAUACCGUACUAGAAAUAUGCUGCACUGAGCGUCGCGGGAUAGUUGCGUCCGAGAGAAUAAUAUUUUGACGCGCAGCGCCAAAACGCGCAGUGCGACUCAGCGAGCGACGCGACGCGUCGCUUCAGUAUAACUACAUACUGUUGAUUGUUAAUUUUAUAGAAUUUUAUUUUCGACAUUAAUUGUGAAAUCGUGCAGAGUCAUUAAGAAGGCGAGGAAAUAAAUAGUGAAAUGCGCCUUUUUGAUAUUUCAGUAAUCCAUUUCAUCGCUCAUCUUGUGAUGUUGCUCGCUGGUACAGAAACGACUGCAGUUGUAAUACGAUUAGGUACCUACCUAUCGUCUAGCGACGCGCCGCACACUACCGCUCUAAUGCGGUCCGGCCUUUAAUCACAUGCAAUAGAGCACUAAUUUGAUCAGAUAUUUUUAUUUUAAACUGAGACUUAAGGAGUGUGGAGGUUAGGCUCAUUAACCUUAUAGGUGUUAGGUUAGGUACCUAACCACCUAGUUAAUACUGUAUAUUCUCUACCUUCCGAGUAAUCUAACGAUUAAUAUAAUGAAAUUUCAAAUAUUUACAUAAAUUUUAAUGGGUAGAUAGAGGUAUGCACAAAAACUUAUCAGUAUUUACAACGUGUUUACUAAUGUCACAAAUAUGAAUUAAUAUGGUUAGGAAUGUUUAGCCUAUCUAACUUUGUAUUAACAAUGCCUAGAUUAUUUCUAUUGAAAUUGGAUAUAACGUGUUUAUUUCCCAAUAAAAAAAUUUUCGCAAACAAGCGCCUGUACCAUAAGGAAAACUGAACCCCAUGACAAAAUACAACUGGGCUAUUAAACAGGAAAUUUUGUGAAAGUUUUUUUUGCAUAGUGUAGGUAUAUUUAAAAAUUAAGGCUACAUUUGAUGAUGUACAUGAAUAUAAAAAGAGUGAUACUUACUAACUGCCAUUUUAUAACAUUUUUAAGAAUUUCUUCAAUAGAGAGGUAAAUUUAAGUUUGCCAAUGGCUUGGUAUCAGUUUUAUUGAAUACAAUAUUGUUUAUAGACAUAGUAGAAAUAAAUAAAAAAUAUUAAAUAAA
Leptidea sinapis is the source of this 4080-nucleotide messenger RNA. It is a transcript of the gene mlt, whose product is annotated as tubulin-specific chaperone cofactor E-like protein. Bases 411 to 1799 code for a protein of 462 amino acids. Lineage: Eukaryota; Metazoa; Arthropoda; Insecta; Lepidoptera; Pieridae. Gene Ontology annotation, molecular function: alpha-tubulin binding. The transcript has 9 exons. Gene Ontology annotation, biological process: protein folding. The record is from RefSeq and is a predicted model, not a curated record.